AUGGAAGGGGGAAGAUGGACAUUCACAAGGGGUGAAAGUAAAUCAGUGGUUGACUAUGGGAUAGUAAUUGCGAGGGCAUGGGAUGAAAUAAGGAGGAUGGAAAUAGGAUAUAGAUUGGAUUCAGACAGCCAACCGAUAAUCAUAGAACUGGAAGGAUGGAGAGUAAGGCUGAGUAACAGCGGGAAAGGAAAACAGGAAGUAUGGAGAUGGAGGCAAUGUUGGAGAGAGAAUGACGUGAGAGCGUUCGAGAAGAAGGAAGAAGAACUAAGAUGGGAAGCAUCGGAAGGGGAAGAAAAAUGGAAAGAACUAAGAAAAGAAAUUGAUUUGUGCUGUGUUAAGAGGAGGGUCAGAAAGGGAGAAAAUGUGGAUGAAGGGUUGUUUGACGAGAAAUGCAGAAGACUAAAAAAGAAGCUGAGAAGGGCAGGUCGAAAGAAAAGAGAUAUGGUCACUCGACACAAACUGAGAGCAAGGUACCGAAAUCUGAAGAAAAGGAAGAAAAAGAGGUGGGAAGAGAAAGUAGAGAAGGAACUAGGGGAGAUUAAGUAUGAAAAUCAGGCGUGGGAGUUUAUAAGGAAAGACUGGAAGAAAAGGGAUAAUAUAACGGAUGCAUUUGGAAUUGAGGAAUGGAAGGAGCAUUUUAUGGAAGAAUUUGGGGGUAGGAAAUACAAACCGGGGGGUCUAGAAAAGAAAUAUCAGGCAGGAACGGAUAUAAGAGAAGAAGAACCAACGGAUGGGGAAAUCGACCUGCAAAUAUCGAAGCUAAAGAGAAGGAAGGUAGAAGGAGGAGACGGAAUAAAAAAUGAAGCUUGGAUAUUUGGCAGGGGAAAAAUUAGGACACGGUUGAGAGAGGUAAUUAGAGAGGUGUGGAGAGGCGAAUAUUUUGUAGAAGAUUGGAGGGAAGGGAUAAUAGCGCCGAUUUAUAAGAAAGGGGAAAAGGAAAAUAUGAAGAACUACAGAGGAGUAACAUUAACCUGCACGGCUUACAAGCUGUACGCGUCGAUCUUGAAUGAAAGGAUAAUUAAAUCAGUGGAGGAAAAAGGAGGGUGGGAAGAUAAUCAUGCAAGAUUCAGGAAGAAGAGAGGAUGUAUGGACAACGUGUACAUUCUGAGAAAGGGGAUAGAAAAGACUAUAAAGAAAAAAGGCGGGAGAGCAUAUGUUUUGUUCCUGGACCUGAAGGGAGCAUUCGACAAUCUAGACAGGAACUGA
This is a messenger RNA of Cotesia glomerata, 1206 nucleotides long. RefSeq lists its product as uncharacterized. Bases 1 to 1206 code for a protein of 401 amino acids. The transcript has 2 exons. The record is from RefSeq and is a predicted model, not a curated record. NCBI's taxonomy places the organism in Eukaryota, Metazoa, Arthropoda, Insecta, Hymenoptera, Braconidae.